Galleria mellonella (greater wax moth) is the source of this 1716-nucleotide messenger RNA. RefSeq lists its product as uncharacterized. Gene Ontology annotation, cellular component: cytoplasm. NCBI's taxonomy places the organism in Eukaryota, Metazoa, Arthropoda, Insecta, Lepidoptera, Pyralidae. The transcript has 5 exons. The coding region runs from base 299 to 1429 and encodes 376 amino acids. Gene Ontology annotation, molecular function: zinc ion binding; ubiquitin conjugating enzyme binding; ubiquitin protein ligase activity. The record is from RefSeq and is a predicted model, not a curated record. Gene Ontology annotation, biological process: multicellular organism development; proteasome-mediated ubiquitin-dependent protein catabolic process.
GAACAUGUUUAAUGAGCGGUUACUGCGUUGUACGGGCGGGAAAAAAAGUGUAUUGAGAAAAUGUCACAUUGUCUAUGACAAUGGCCGUUCACAAUUGUUGUCGAACUUUUUUAUUCAACAUUGCCAGCAUUAGAUUGCUUCCAGUAGACACCAGCCUAUCAAAUUGAUCGGUCGUUGUAACUAGCGAAUAAUUUAGCGAAUUGGUUUUCUCUAAAAAUGCCCUGACGUGAAACAGCUUAAGUGUGGUUUUUAAUUUUUUAUUUUUAUUUUAAGAAGUGAUAUUACAUUAAUAAUUAAAAUGCGUAGACACAAUAUUUAUUACGAUCCACCGUGUUCAGAUGAGGAAGAGGAAUUUUUUUAUAGUGCUCGUUAUUAUCAUAAUCUAAGACGCGAAUCGAAAAUGGCCAUUUUUGGAAAAUCUUUUCACUCGGUGACGGACAAGAGAUCCCACAAUAAUGUAUGUGGGGAGAACAGUCUCACAAUUGUCUCGGAGAAUAAGAUAGAAGACGACUCGUCAGACUCUUCUAGCGGAAAGAAUGUUGAAAUAGAAGAUAAAUCGCCGCCAUUAGUGGAGACACCUUUAGAGCCAAUAGACGAAGGUCACGCUGCACAGUGUUCAUGCCCCAACUGCGAUGAAUUUCUAUCUAGAUUCUCAGAAUGCAGUAUUUGCUUGGAGCCCUUGCAGUGUUGCGGUCCUUGCGUUUGCCCAUCAUGCGGCGGUGUAUGGUGCACGAAGUGUUCCCGUCGCAUUACCCGAUGUGCAUGGUGCCGUGGUUCCCUCCGAGCACCCGCUACACCAUGCCUAGCACUACAGCGGUUGAUCAAUGAUCUCAUGCUGCCAUGUCGGAAUUACAGACGAGGCUGUACAGAACUGCUCACAGCUGACACCAGAUCGAAGCACGAGGAAGAUUGUAAAUUCGAUACCAUGAUGUGUCCUAUAACAGCAAAUUGCUGUUCUAUUCCAUUCGAAGAGUUGUCAGCACAUAUUCAGUCAACACACAACGUCAUCGCCGUAUACUCUCAGAAGAUAAAAAUCCUUAUAGAAAAUUUUCAGACCAAGCUCAAGAAAACAGCUUGCUGUAGAACUAAAUACAGAAUUAUUCUGCUCCUUCACAAAAGCGCAUUUAUUAUUAAAGUCUGCAUAUACAACUAUCAGGUCAGAGUUGAAGUGAUGAGAAGGAAACUAGGAUAUAUAGCAGAUCAGAAAACGGAAUCGAAGAAAAGUGAAUACUGUGCACUAAUAGAGUUCCAGAGCAAAGCGAUACGCACUAAGUCAAUUAUAUUAAUAGAAAACGAUACAUUUGGUAAAAAAGCCGAUGUUCAGUGGAACAAUAUUAUAAAAUCAGAAAAUGAAGAAUCUAUAACAAUCCAUGUGAGUAUCGCAAAGUCCGAUACAGAAUCUUCGAGAAGGGAUUACGCCGGAUCGUAAGAUGUUUUGUGAUAUUUUAGAAGCUGUUGAAGGAAAUUGUGAUCUUGCAAAUAAGACUGAAUUUCCAAAGACAACUAGUACAGUUUGAUAAUCGUGAGAGGUGCUUUCACUUGCAGUACUAUGUUGUGAAAUGAAAAUAUUACGACAACUAAUACCAACAAUUGUAUUUGAUGCGAAUAUUAGAAAUAAUUGUGACCAAACGUGACUGAUGUAGUCUUAAGUAAUUCCUAAGUUACAUUAAAUGUAUUUCACUGGAAGUAAAAAUAUAAAUAGUAAUAUUUUUUUUA